Molecule: messenger RNA, 950 nt
Organism: Chara braunii
Lineage: Eukaryota; Viridiplantae; Streptophyta; Charophyceae; Charales; Characeae
Source: the annotation of a GenBank genome assembly
AGGAGGCGGUCUUCUUCCUAGCUCUCUCUCUCGUUCUCCUUUCCGUUUUCUCAUUCUCCCCCUUUCACUUUCUCCUUUUACUCUUCUCGUUGGAUCUCUCGCUUCUUCCUCUUACGCUUUUCGAUCGUCGUUUUGACGACCACCCUCUUUCCUUUGCUUUUCCCCUCUUUUCCUCCCAUCUCUCUCUCUCUCUCUCUCUCUCUCUCUCUCUCUCUCUCUCUCUCUCUCCGCCUGCAUCGACAGAGCAAAGUGGCCACUUCGCUUGUGGAGGUGAGUACAGUUUAGAGUGAAUCCGCAAUGGUAGCGAUCGGGUCGAGUGCCGUGGAUGGUCGAUCAGAUCAUGAUUCGACGAUGGAAAACGGACGAGGAAGUGCAUUAUUUGGUUUGUCCAGUAAUCCUCUUUUGGACAACGAUAGCGUCGAUAGGAAAUUCAAUGGGUAUGUCAUUCACGAGGACAGCCCGCCGGCGGAUCUCUUGAAGGAAUUGGAACAAGUCGGGCAAGCGCACUUGGUAUCGUACUGGUCAAAGCUGAACCCAACCAAACGAAGAGCUCUUCUAUCAGAUAUCCAGAAUGUGGAUUUCCGAAGAGUCAAUCUCAUUUUCAAUCAGUCGACAUCUCACGGUGUGUAAGACGGUUAAUUCCUGAGCUUCUGCCCUGCCUCUCUGAGUUUUUCGCUUGCGUCUGAAGUUCCUCUGAACCAACCAAGAACUUGAUGCGAAGUUGAAUUCCCACAUAAUGAUUCAAUUUGUAUUUUGUCGCGUUCCCUCCUCUGGACAAAGUCACCCCGCCCAACCAAUGGGCUAGCUCAGUUGGUACACCCAUGAACUGUUGAAAUACAGACCUGAGUUCGAAUCCUCAUGCAAUCAGAUGAGUAGAAUAAUAUAAUUCUGAACUACCUGGGGCCAGUCAGCUCAAUGAUGAUAUCUCAAGGCCGUUGCCCUUUAAAUAG